Symbiodinium pilosum is the source of this 411-nucleotide messenger RNA. The record is from the annotation of a GenBank genome assembly. Lineage: Eukaryota; Dinophyceae; Suessiales; Symbiodiniaceae.
AUGGCCGAAAGCGCGGCAUACUUGCAGAUGGAGGGCACAGGUGGCAGCUCUGAUUUGGACAGUGAUUCGGAAGAUGGACCGCGGCUAAGCUUUUGCCAGAGGUGUGGCAUCCGACUCCUAUGUUUGGUCCUGACAUGCUAUUUCCUGCCCAUGCUGUCGUUCAUCCCUCUGGCUCUAUUCGGUGGAAUCCAAAUGCCAAGCCCGUGGGAAAAAGGCUACAACAAGGAUGCACCUGUUGCCACUAUCCCAUCCGGCGAGAUGCCUUCCGGGCGAUGGUACUGGAAUCUACCCUUAGUGACAUGCAUCCUUCUCUUCCUUCCGACGGGGCUGGUGGCGGUCCUGUACCAGCUCAAGAUGCGGACUGUUCGACGGCAGCGCAUGCUUGAGGGUCUGGUGUCGGAGUGUGCCUGA